Fusarium redolens is the source of this 719-nucleotide messenger RNA. RefSeq lists its product as uncharacterized. NCBI's taxonomy places the organism in Eukaryota, Fungi, Ascomycota, Sordariomycetes, Hypocreales, Nectriaceae. Bases 274 to 633 code for a protein of 119 amino acids. The transcript has a single exon. The record is from RefSeq and is a predicted model, not a curated record.
ACUACCCGCAAAACAAUUGGAUAUCUCCUACCAUUCUUUCUGACAAGGGAGCAGUGAGUGAUGGGUCUAAACCUCCUCGCUUGUAUAUGUGGUCUUGUGGUUUGCAGACGGCCCUUCUACCAGCCAUAUCCGAUUGCAGUGGCACCAAGGCUGCUGUGUGGUUUUUGAGAGUGUCCCAGGAGUAAUUAUUAGCAGCAUGCGUGGUGCGGAUUGAGCGACACUUGGCCAGCCUUGCCUGAAACACAAGACACUGUCCAUCACAAUGCCCGUCUCAUGGCGUAUGUCCUAACCCUGUUGCUCGUCAUUGGUGGUAUUGAACAAACAUCACGUACCAUACGCGGCGAUGGCACGCUCCCUCGUGGCCAAACGCCCAGCUGCUCAGCUCUCAUUUGCAACCUGCGGGGACUAAGUCAGUCCGGAAACAGUAAGCAUCUGUUGAAAACCGCACGGUGCCUAGACACCCCAAUCUUCGGAUGUCUAUUUUCAUUUUUAGACGGUGAUAUCAACGUACUUCCUUGUGCAGUAUCGUGCUGUAAGCUGAAGAUGGAGCUAGUUUUUGGUGUGGCCCAGAAUAUUUGCUGCGAGCACCUUUCUAGUGCACUCGGAAGACCGAUAGGACAAAUAGGUGAGUGAUCGUGCAUGAGAACUCGGGACAAGAAUUCGGAUAAAGAUCGCGGUGGAAAUACCAAGUUCAUCUUCGUACUAAGCAAGGGGACCCG